AUAUAGAAGUUCCACAAGCCAAUUUUAAUUUUGUAUUUUUUUUUUCAUUUAUUUCAAUAUCAUGUAUUUAUUGAAUCUUAAAGGUUUACUAAAAAAACUAAAAUAAAAAAAUUCUAGUUAAAUAUAUAAAGACAGUGGUGUAAAUGCAGGGAAACUACACCGUCACUCUGGUCUGUAGGUGUGGUUGCUCGCCGCGCCCCCUGCCGGUGAUGACCGGCACCGCCUCCUCCUUCCUCCGUAAAGUCACGUGACAACAGCGGCAAGUAGCUGCAAACGGCGCUGACUGUGGGACUGCGCGAGCCUCAUCAUCAUCAUCAUCAUCACUAGCACCGCCACAACCACCGCAACGACAGCGUAGAGAGCCGACCGAGCAACCGGGGUCUUUACCGAUUCGAGGAGCCGGGCGCCAUGGCGGGCCUCCGUUAAGACGAGACCCAGAUUUAUCCUCUUUGUUCUCCCUCGACGCCUCGUAGUCUUUACGCGCCUCCGCCGGAGGGGCCGCCGAGUAGAAGCUCUCCCUUUCCGGGCGAAGGAGGAGGCAGGAGUAGCAACAGCAGCAGCGGCGGCGGCGGCGGAGGCGGCAGCAGUUGAACCGGGGAGGUGUUUUCUACGGUACAAGCCGAAUGGCGGACCGAGAGGCGUCGCCGAUACCGUUGGAGAUCCGAGCCCGGCUGGCGGAGCUGGAGCUGGAGCUGUCAGAGGGGGACAUCACUCAGAAGGGUUAUGAGAAGAAGAGGCACAAGCUGAUCAGGGCAUAUGUUCCACAUGCUGGAGGUAUGGAAGGGCCCAUGUCCCAUCGGGCCCCACUCGGCCCUCCCUCUGCUGCCCGUUUCCACCGGCGGCGAACCUCCGGCACGAGAGAUGAACGCUACCGCUCAGACGUCCACACCGAGGCGGUGCAGGCCGUGUUGGCGCGACAUGUGGAGAGGAAGGUGGCCGUGCCAAUGCCGUCCAAAAGACGCUCGCUGGUGGUGCAGACCUCCAUGGAUGCAUACACGCCUCCAGGCCUGUCGCCCCUGUGCUCAGACUCGUCGUCGGGCUCAGAGGAGGAGGCGGGGCCAGGUGACGACAUGUCGGGCAUGGAGCACUGGAUGAGCCGCCCUUCCCAAUUAGGCCCCGCCCACCUGGGCUCCACCUCCUCCUCGUCCUCGUCCACGCAGAGCGGAGGCAGCGGCAACGCCGGGCGGCUGGCCGACUCGCUGGCACACACGCACAUCUCGCACCUGGCACACACACACCUGGUGCACACACACCUGGGCCAGUUGCACCACCAGCAGAGCCACCUGUCACAGUCCCACCACGGUAUCGGCCACCUGUCUCUGAAGAGGAAGGGAGCUCUGAGCGUAGCAGAGAACGGAGGAUCUCUGCGACGAUCCUGUGAAUUUGGUUCUGACAUGCUGUGGCCACCGCCGCUCGAGUCAGACGAGAAUCACUCGACCCCCCCGGAUGUGACGGGCUACUCGUCGGACUCGUCCCACUCCCACACUGAGCGUCACCACAUGGCCAAUAUGGGAACCAUUGCCAGGAACACGCAGAAGUACGGCAACGCAGAGCGCAUGGAGACCGGCGAUGGUGUUCCAGUCAGCAGUCGCGUGUCCGCUAAAAUCCAGCAGCUUGUGAACACGCUGAAGCAGCCUCGCAGACCUCCACUACGAGAGUUCUUUGUCGAUGACUUUGAUGAACUUCUGGAGGUCCAGCAGCCGGACCCUAACCAGCCACGGCCGGAGGGGGCGGAGAUGAUGCCAGUGCGGGGAGAGGCGCUGGGGGUGGUCACCAACUGGCCCCCGUCCCUGGAGGCUGCGCUCCAACGCUGGGGAACCAUCUCCCCCAAAGCCCCCUGCCUCACCAGCCUGGACACAGCAGGGAAGCCCCUCUAUGUCCUCACAUAUGGAAAGCUGUGGUCUCGCAGCAUCAAGCUUGCCUACAACAUCCUCCACAAACUGGGCAGCAAGCAGGAGCCCAUGGUGCGACCGGGUGAUCGGGUGGCGUUGGUGUUUCCUAACAACGACCCUGUGGCCUUCAUGGUGGCCUUCUACGGCUGUCUGCUGGCUGAGGUGGUCCCUGUUCCUAUAGAGGUCCCCCUAAGUCGCAAGGAUGCCGGCAGUCAGCAGAUUGGAUUCCUGUUGGGCAGCUGUGGCGUUACCGUGGCGCUGACCAGUGACGCCUGCCAUAAGGGUCUGCCCAAGAGUGCAACAGGAGAGAUCCCACAGUUCAAAGGUUGGCCCAAGUUGCUGUGGUUUGUAACAGAGUCGAAGCACCUUUCCAAACCUCCCAGAGACUGGUUCCCUCACAUCAAAGAUGCAAACAACGACACCGCUUACAUAGAGUAUAAAACCUGUAAGGACGGCAGCGUGCUGGGAGUCACAGUGACGAGGAUCGCUCUGCUCACACACUGCCAGGCUCUCACCCAGUCCUGCAGCUACACUGAGGCGGAGACCAUAGUGAACGUUCUAGACUUUAAGAAGGAUGUGGGGCUGUGGCACGGCAUCCUGACGAGUGUGAUGAACAUGAUGCACGUCAUCAGCGUCCCCUACUCGCUGAUGAAGGUCAACCCUCUGUCAUGGAUCCAGAAAGUGUGCCAGUACAAAGCCAAGGUAGCGUGUGUGAAGUCCAGAGACAUGCACUGGGCUCUGGUGGCCCACAAAGACCAGAAGGACAUCAAUCUGAGCUCGCUGCGCAUGCUGCUGGUGGCCGACGGAUCAAACCCUUGGUCCAUCUCCUCCUGCGACGCCUUCCUCAACGUCUUUCAGACUAAAGGGCUGAGAGCCGACGUCAUCUGUCCCUGCGCCAGCUCCCCCGAGGCCCUGACAGUGGCCAUCAGGAGGCCGGUGGAGGACAGCAGCCAGCCUCCGGGUCGAGGCGUCCUGUCCAUGCAGGGUCUGACCUACGGGGUCGUCAGGGUCGACACAGAGGAACGCCUCUCUGUGCUCACCGUACAGGACGUUGGCACUGUCACACCAGGAGGCCUGGCGUGUGUGGUGAAACCAGAAGGCGUCCCUCAGCUCUGUCAGACAGAUGAGAUCGGUGAGCUCUGCGUCUGCUCCAUUGCCACUGGCACCUCCUACUACGGCCUCACCGGCAUGACCAAGAACACCUUUGAGGUUUACCCAGUGAGCUCCAGCGGGGGGCUGAUCAGCGAGUACGCCUUCGUGCGGACCGGCCUGCUGGGUUUCAUCGGCCCCGGCGGCCUCAUCUUCAUCACCGGCAAGAUGGACGGGCUCAUCAUGGUGAGCGGGCGGAGGCACAACGCCGACGACAUCGUUGCCACGGCGCUGGCGGUGGAGCCAAUGAAAUUUGUCUACAGGGGCAGGAUAGCGGUGUUCUCUGUGACGGUGCUGAGGGACGAGAGGAUCGUGGUGGUGGCCGAGCAGAGACCCGACUCCACAGAGGAGGACAGCUUCCAGUGGAUGAGCCGCGUGCUGCAGGCCAUUGACAGUAUCCAUGGGGUGGGUGUGUUCUGCCUGGCUCUGGUCCCGGCCAACACUCUGCCCAAGACUCCUCUGGGCGGCAUCCACUUGUCAGAGAUCAAGCAGCUGUACCUGGAGGGGGGGCUGCACCCCUGCAACGUCCUCAUGUGCCCCCACACCUGCGUCACCAACCUGCCCAAACCACGGCAGAAACAACCAGAGAUCGGACCUGCCUCUGUGAUGGUGGGGAAUCUGGUGUCGGGGAAGAGGAUCGCUCAGGCCAGUGGCAGAGAUUUGGGGCAGACUGACGACAACGACCAGUUCCUGUUCCUGUCGGAGGUUUUGCAGUGGAGAGCUCAGACCACACCAGACCACGUCCUCUAUACCCUGCUCAGCUCCCGGGGGGCGGUGUCCAGCUCCCUCACCUGCCUGCAGCUCCAUAAGAGGGCGGAGCGAGUGGCGGCUCUGCUGAUGGAGAGAGGAGGUCUGCAGGAAGGGGACCACGUCGCUCUGGUCUACCCACCAGGUAUAGACCUGAUUGCAGCCUUCUACGGCAGCCUGUACGCCGGCUGUGUUCCCAUCACGGUGCGGCCGCCUCACCCUCAGAACAUCUCCACCACCCUGCCCACCGUCAAGAUGAUCGUCGAGGUCAGUCACUCGGCCUGUGUGAUGACCACGGCGGUCAUCUGUAAGCUGCUGCGCUCUAAGGAGGCCACGGCCACUGUGGACAUCAGGAACUGGCCGCCUGUCCUCGACACUGAUGACCUGCCAAAGAAGAAGCCUCCAGCUCUCCAUAAGCCCACCAACCCUGACGGUCUGGCCUAUCUGGACUUCAGUGUGUCGACAACCGGGAUGCUGGCCGGAGUUCAGAUGUCCCAUAAUGCCGUUGGAGCCUUCUGUCGGUCAGUGAAGCUGCAGUGUGAGUUGUACCCGUCCAGAGAAGUGGCCAUCUGUCUGGAUCCCUACUGCGGCCUCGGCUUUGUCCUCUGGUGUCUCUGCAGUGUGUAUUCAGGCCACCAGUCCAUCCUGAUUCCCCCGGUGGAGCUGGAGUCCAACCCGGCGCUGUGGCUGCUGGCCGUCAGCCAGCUGAGGGUGCGAGACACCUUCUGCUCCUACAGCGUCAUGGAGCUCUGCACCAAAGGACUCGGCCUGCAGACCGAGGCGCUCAAGGCUCGGGGUCUGGAUCUGUCCCGGGUUCGGGCCUGUGUCGUGGUGGCGGAGGAGAGGCCCAGGAUGUCGCUCACACACUCCUUCUCUAAGCUCUUCAAAGACCUCGGCCUUCACCCGCGAUCUGUCAGCACGGCCUUCGGCUGCAGAGUGAACCUGGCCAUCUGCCUGCAGGGCACUUCGGGACCGGACCCCACUACUGUGUACGUGGACAUGAGAGCGCUGCGACAUGACAGGGUUCGGUUGGUGGAGAGAGGUUCUCCUCACAGUCUGCCAUUAAUGGAGUCUGGCAAGAUCCUACCCGGAGUUCGUAUCAUCAUCGCCAACCCAGAGACCAAAGGACCACUGGGAGACUCACACCUCGGAGAGAUCUGGGUGCACAGUGCUCAUAACGGCAGCGGUUACUACAGCGGUUACGGCGAGGAGGUUCUCCAGUCCGAUCACUUCAACUCCAGACUCAGUUUUGGAGACACCCAGACGGUCUGGGCCAGGACAGGCUACCUGGGCUUCCUCCGCCGCACCGAGCUCACCGACGCCAACGGGGAGAGACACGACGCUCUGUUCGUGGUGGGAGCUCUGGAGGAGGCCAUGGAGCUGAGGGGAAUGAGGUACCAUCCCAUCGACAUCGAGACCUCCGUCAUCCGCGCCCACAAGAGCAUCAUGGAGUGUGCGGUCUUCCCCUGGACCAACCUGCUGGUGGUGGUGGUGGAGCUGGAGGGCUCCGAGCAGGAAGCCCUGGACCUGGUUCCCAUGGUGACCAAGGCGGUGCUGGAGGAGCACUACCUGAUUGUGGGCGUCGUCGUGGUGACGGACAUCGGCGUCAUCCCCAUCAACUCCCGCGGCGAGAAACAGCGCAUGCACCUCCGCGACGGCUUCUUACAAGACCAGCUAGACCCCAUCUACGUGGCCUACAACAUGUAGCCUGACAGUGUGUGUGUGUGUGUGUGUGUGUGUGAGAGAGAGAGAGAGCAAGCAUGCGUUUGUAUGCUGUGCAUAUCGCCGUUGUUGUUCAUUUAUUUCCCAAAAUCAAGAUGUACUGUAUUUUUGAACCUGCAUAUGGUGUGGUCUUAAAUUGUCCGUUUUCUUUAAAGUCGUGUUGUGCCGGUUGGUUGAUUGGCUGACUGACUGAUUGAUUGAUUGAUUGAUUGAUUGAUUGAUUGCUCAGUGGUGGAAUGAUCAUUUUUACACCCCCGUUCAAUCUCGUGACCGUUACCAGGAGCUCGUCACUGUAGAAAGCCUUAGGGGAACACUGUGCACGUGGCGACAGCUCCGGUCGUCACACCACGUGUCGUUUUUCGGAGGUUUUAGGAGGCAAAAGUAGAGAGAGAGAGAAAAAUACUAGAGAGUGUAUCUGUCAUCAUGUUUUACUGGUCGAAUCAAAAAAAUCCCAGAUUUGUGGUAUUAUUUCAAUUAGAACAGGGGCAGCCAGAUUAUUGUAAAAAUAUAAAUAUUGUACAUAGACAUAAUAAUCUAUAUGGAGAGGUACCUAAAACACGAUGAGGUAUAGUAGCCCCUAUAUGCAGCUCUCUCCACCUGCACCCUGUGUGUGUGUGUGUGUGUGUGUGUGUGUGUGUGUGUGUGUGUGUGUGUGUGUGUGUGUGUGUGUCUCUGUCUGUGAGUGUGUUCAUCUGUCUGUGUUAAUGUGUGACAGGGACAUUUUAAAUUGUUUUAAUGUGAUUCACACAACGGAUUUUAUCCUUAGACGAACAAAUAAAAACCUUUUUUUUUUUUUUUUUUGAGACUAGAAAAGUUUAAUCUGUUUAAACUGAAAACAUCCCAAAAAAACAAAACAACUAUAUGUGUUUUCAGUAUCCAAAGUGGCUCAGAAAAACAAACACAUUGAUUAAUCUUUUCUGAAUCUAGUUUAGUUUUGAAAGGACAAAAACAGCCUUUUCCUCGUGUGAAGUUCCUGACCACUGAACUAUUUUAAGGCAAAAAAAACACCACAAAUGUAAGUGCAAUGUCUAUCAAUAAAGUAGUUAAUUUAAAGCAAAAGUGCAGCAAAACUUUGAUUAUGAUUUUUCAUCAUACCAGUCAACCAAUCUUUCAGUUCCCUUGCUAAGUUACUUUCAGUGAAAUUCAAAGCAUCCUGUCGAGCGAAGUGCACUGUGUGAAUAUAAAAGAAAAAGAGGGAAUACUGUUAAUAUUUAAAGUGGGUUUGAGGGAAAAAUCAAAGGGAAGUGAAGACUCAACAGCCUUUAGUUUACUUGAUUUAAUCAGAGAGUGAAAAGGGAACCAGAUGUGACACUGUGGAGGAUAAAACACAGGUAAUAACUGCAGCAACAUCUGGAGGCUGUCAGGACAAAAGGGAACUGUGGACAACGUUUACAUGAAAAGGCUCAUAUUGUAGCAAUAAUGCCCAAAAGGACGUUCGUCACUGCAGGGAUUCAAGAUUCAAGUCAUCUAGAUUAGAACAUAAACGCCCACAUUCCUUAGAUAUUUUCUUUUGGCCCAUAUUUUUAGCUGAGCAUCAGUUGUAUUAACCCUAAUUAUUUGUACCUUUGUACAGAAAGUAAUUACUUCUGUCGUCUCGUUUGGUUUAUCCGCCUCCAAAUGUCGUGUUUGCCUCUGAUUGUUGUAAGACUUUGACACAUUUGGAUGUUAGCUGCCGAACCGGUUGAUGAAUUAAAAGAAAGAUGAAAAGUGUGUCCCAGAAAAGCUGCGGGAUUGACUCUGUUUUGCAUUCGAGGAUCAGUCUGUGCUGUGAAUACAGAAAUUUAAAUGCUGUAAUAGUCAAACCAAACUUACCUUUUAAUUUUUUGUCAGUUUGUAACCGAGUUACUUAUUGAAAGGAUAAGUCAUUACGCUCUGAUUAUGAAUUGCAAUAAGCAUCUACAGCAUCACUUUGUGCCGUCGCUGAUCUAAAUAUUAAGUAUCUUCUCAGUGUUUGAUUCCUGAAAAUAAGAAGUUAUUGUUUUCUGUUAUCAGAUGAAUUAGAUCAAGCGGAAAGUCGACUUAAUAAGUUAUUAUUUGGCACAAACAUCAAAGAACUCGAGCAGCAGCUGAGCUCCUUUUAACAAGCAUUCAUGAUCUGAUGUUAACCUUUUAGCACUAGUCUUCUUGCAGGACGCUAACACUACAGUACGCAGACAGCUUUUGGUCACUGGUCAAAGAAGAAGUAUUCAACUGAAACCUUUGAAAUAUGACGUCUCAUAUCAUUGCAAAGGUCUCACGAUCACAAAUAGUCAAUUAGUUUUUAUUUAAAAGAGGAAAAGAGGGGAUGGUAUUUAAAUGCUUCACAAAUCUGUCUCAGCAGUAAAAUCUGCUUCAUUGCUGGAGUUAUUUAUCGGAAUAUUUAGGGUUUGACGCAUUAACAGGCUCACUGUGGGAGAAUAAAAAUGAUUUAAAAAAAAAAAAAACCAUCUAGCAACUGAAAUGUUUUUACCUCAUAGUUUGAAGUUGUGAUUCAUUUGAAGGGUCUGCGCAGAAAAAUCUCUGCAUCGUCUUCACACCAAACCUAAGCAAAAAAACUGCUUCUUUUGGGUUGUUGUAGACAGGAAACCUCAGUGAAGAACGUCCUAACAGUUACCACCUUAUGUGCACUGCCUCAAAAGUGAGGAUACAUAUGAUUACAGAUAAAUAUUUAACUAAAAUACAACUUAUCAAAUAUCAAUUUAUCCCCAAACUAGGUGUAGUAAUCCACACCUCUUGGCUAGCUAUGAAUUAUGGGAAUUAUCAGCACUGUUGGAAGUAUUUGUUUCAGACUCUGCAGGUUAUAUAGAAAACUUUUAUGCAGUGUCGACGUUAUUUAGAUUAAUUCAGCAUCGUUUGUUUUCAUCCCUGUGGAUAAAGUAUCCAAUGACAUCAUCUCAUCGUUCUUCUUCUUUGCUUCAUCGUCUUUUUUCAUCAGAAGAAAAAGAAAAACUUUAUGCAUAUCAGAAGUUGCUUAGCGCUUGUUUGGCUAACAUAGCAGUCUGGGUUUGUUGGUAGCAGCGUAGCGGUCAUCUUUCAGUCCCUGUGUGUGUGCGCGUGUGUGUGUGUGCGUGCGUGUGUGUGUGUGCGUGAGGUGGAGGAUGUUCGAUAAGAAGGAAAUCCCAUCAGAAACCCAGAGGACUCGUUUGUGUGUGUUCAGGGCUGGAUGGGAGAGAGACUACAUGGUGUGUGUGUUUGUGCGCAUGUGUGUGUGUGUGUUAGGUGUGUGUAUAUUGUAUGUAAAUAGUGUUGAUUUUGUACGGUACAAGUGUGUGUGACUUGUUUUGUACACAUGAUAAAAAGAUUAAAUGACACUUUUAUAAGAGCCUGCUAUUGGCUCACCGUCACACUAUACAGUGCAAUAAAGUGCUUCGAUUGGCUAAAA
Messenger RNA from Siniperca chuatsi (mandarin fish), 8871 nucleotides. RefSeq names its product disco-interacting protein 2 homolog C-like. The record is from RefSeq and is a predicted model, not a curated record. The transcript is spliced from 38 exons. NCBI's taxonomy places the organism in Eukaryota, Metazoa, Chordata, Actinopteri, Centrarchiformes, Sinipercidae. The coding region runs from base 624 to 5495 and encodes 1623 amino acids.